UCUUCAUAAAAUUAGGCAUAGACUGCGUAGGUCGAUCAAAUUAUGAUUUUUUUAUAUCCUAACCUCACUUUUGUAGAUUAGUAAAUAAUGCUAUAAAAAGGAAUAAAUAUUAGACAAAUUGAAAGAAGCUGACUAAAAUUCAUCUCCCCACCUUAUAUAUAAAGCCAAUCCCCUAAUUUUUUGAUUGCUGAUGUUACUAUCUAAACAUUCCGAGAUUCUUUAACGCACUUUUAUGGUAAAACGGAACGAAUGGCUGACAGUAUUGGUAAAAGUUGUAAAAAAAUACGACUUAAAAAUUUAUAGCUCGCGAAGUUCUUGGAAUCGCGCAUUAAUAUUAUUUAACAUUCUUAGAAAUGAGAAAACUUAGAAUUCACCAUUUUAGUAAUUGAACUCACAAAAUUUCUACGUCUGCAAUUAUUUAAUUAACUAGACCUCAAAAGCAUUUUCUUUUGCAGUUAUAAAGUUUUUAUUGGGACCUUUGUUUAACGUGCCUGAUACCAAUUAUUUUUCUUACUACUUAGCUGAAUUAAUGUUCGUAAUAAUAAUAGAAGGAAUGCACUGCACAGUUGUUUGGUCUGACGUUCUCAUAGUUGAGAGUCGCGCGCUAUUUCUUAUUAAUAAUUAUAUCUAGAUACUCAUAUUAAAUAUGCCUCCAUUUACCUACUAUAUUUUAACAGUGAAGGGCUUAAUUUCAUUAAUGAAGUAUAACUACCUACUUGAUGCAGUCUUGUUGCAUUCAAAGAUGGGAAUUAAAAACAAUAAAUAUUAUAAUAGGUCAAACAAAUUUAUUUUAUUCUGAUGUCUAUAGAAUUCUAUUGAUCUGGACUUGUUUAAUUUUUUAUAUCCGUAAGUUCUGAAGCUUUGAUUAUAUAACUGUCAAUCAAAGCUGUGAAAUAAAGGAAUAUAAAAAUAUAUUAAAUUAAUCUUUUUUUGUACUUCUCCCGUUUACUUAUUUGUAAAAUGGUUUAUGAUUACUUCGAUAAGUAUACAUUUCUUUGCGAAAUGUAUGAUGAAGAAGGGGACGAGAUCGUGGAAUUAGUUCUUAAUUUUUUCCCUUUCGAUAACUCUGUACAAAUAAUUAACACGAAAAAGGGUAAAACUCUUUUGAGACGCGUACAAUUGCCUCCAUUAAAAUUAGAAAUGCUUCAAAUAGGUAAUGUUGUGAACAUAUUUUCAAAAUUACUGCAAAUCACGGACUGUGCACCUUUGACUAGAAGAACUCUUUUUAAAAAUGUGGAAAGUACUUUUGCUUUGAUCAAACCCAUCCCACCAAGCCAACAUGGCAAAAUUUUAACGUUCAUCAUGAAAAACGGAUUUCGAAUUGUGCGUAUGAAAAAUGGCAAGAUCAGCAAGGACUUUGCAAUUAUACUUUACCAUAACAUUUCGGGAAGCAAUAUGAUGCCAAUAAUAAUAGACUACAUCACAAGCGGAGAGGUUAUUGGCCUAGAACUAGUUGCUCCUGAUGCUGUAAAAAAAUGGCGCAAAUGUUUAGGGGCAACUGAGCCAUCAGAAGCUGCUCCAGGAACUUUACGUAAUUUGUAUGGAGAAAAUACACUAAAAAACAUUGCUCAUGGUUGUAAUACUUUAGAGGAUGCAACCCAAAUGUUAGAGCUGUUUUUUGGUUAUGAGAAAGGCAUACCACGAAUACCAUUUAGAGCUACUUUGAAAAACUGCACAUGCUGCCUUAUAAAACCUCAUGCUGUUAUUGAUGGUAAUAUUGGCUCCAUUCUGGAAGUUAUUGCUACAUCUAAAAAAUUCUAUGUAUCAGCCAUGGCUCUGUUUUCUGUUAAAUUGAUGAAUGCAGAGGAAUUUUAUGAAAUAUAUAAGGGUGUUCUGCCAGAAUAUGAAGCCAUGUGCAUACAUUUAGCUGAAGGGAAAUGUGUUGCACUAGAAGUAAAGUCUGAUGAUGCAAGUAUUAACAUUGUGUCUGAAUUCAGAAAAGUUUGUGGACCUAGAGACCCUGAGUUAGCUCGUCAACUGUAUCCUGAUUCUAUAAGAGCUUUAUAUGGAAAAAGCAUUUUGUAUAAUGCAGUCCAUUGCACAGACCUCCCAGAAGAUGGUGAACUUGAAGUGGAAUAUUUUUUUAAAUUACUUGCAAAUGAUUAAUAUUGUUUUAGACAUACUUCUACUACUUUUUAUAUGUAUUUUUUAUAACAUUGUCAUUUCCUUCAAUUUCAAUUUUUUCAUACAUCCAUUUCCGAUUAACUCUGAAAUAAAAAAUAAUUUUGAUUAUGUCACUGAUUCUUUACCUAAAUUUAUAAAAUCACGCUAGAAAACUAAAAUCAUUAUUACCUGCAAUCAAUUCCACAUCUGUUUGAACUGCAUUUAGGACAAGGAAAAUGGCAACCUGGGCAUUUUUCAUCUAAACAGUCGCAAAGAUCUUGCCCUGUUGCACACAGCUGUCCACGGUCAUUAUACAAUUUU
Pieris napi is the source of this 2424-nucleotide messenger RNA. RefSeq names its product nucleoside diphosphate kinase 7-like. NCBI's taxonomy places the organism in Eukaryota, Metazoa, Arthropoda, Insecta, Lepidoptera, Pieridae. The record is from RefSeq and is a predicted model, not a curated record. Gene Ontology annotation, cellular component: centrosome. Bases 961 to 2106 code for a protein of 381 amino acids. The transcript is spliced from 7 exons.